AUGUCCGCCUUUUUGGCGUUAGUCCUCAUCAAGUUUAGCGUUUCUUUAGCGUGGAUUCACAGAGUCACGGGAAUGAAACUUCUAACCCUGGAUGCUGUCGGCGAACUUGCCCAUUUGCAUCUUGAACCCGCUGACCUGGUCAUCUACAAACCAAAGAUGCCCUCCAAAACAGUCAAGGCAGCUUCGUCGGCGCCUGUCCGUCGUAGCCGGACAGGCUGUUUGACGUGUCGCCGCCGAAAGCUGAAGUGUGACGAGGCAACACCAAUUUGUGGACAAUGCCAAAAGUCGCGCCGACAAUGCGACCGCAGCGAAGGACUCACUUUCCGACACCACCAGAACGCCGCCAUCGACCGAGAUGAGCAAGAUCAUUCCCUCGGCAGCUUCUUCAAAUACAGUCAAUCCUACAGUCCAGAAGACCUUCAAAGCUUUUUACCCGUGCCACAGACUUUGACCUGGAUUCAAGUUUCUGAUCCGAACUCGGAAGAUUCGAACGCUGUCACACCUCCGCCGCAGGCACAGGCAACCUCAGAUCCAUACCAGCAAGUCGCCGCACACACUCUCGAAGCUCUGUCGACUGCAGCAGCGGACCAUGUUUCAUACCCCCCUCAAGCGACCGCAUACUACACGGCAAUGGGAUCUCAAUCAGCACCGCACCCUGAGUAUGGCUUCGUGCGACUCGAGAAUGACGAUGGAACAAGAGAAGGAUCUUCAAACAAUGCGAACUACAUGAAUGCACAAGGCCAAAACACGUCCUUGAUGAUUGAUCCAAACUUGGAAACCAGCGUUGCAGACCCCGCUGAGCAGGCUGUGUCUAUGGAAGAAUCGGCCGAUCACACUGGAGCACAAGAUGCACAUGAAAACGACGGACAAAACAGCCAUAUCGAGGGAGAUGGAAUGGGCGACUCCGAGUCGAGAGUUGCAAUGGCUCUUCGAACCUUCAAUGAGGCAUGAUCGACGAAUGACACUGGAGUUCAUAUGUACUUAUGGCUGGCGAUGAAUUGUUUUCAGGAUGAUACCCUCAGGUCAGGCGUCAAGGAUGGCCGUAUUUUCGCUGUAGAAUCAGCUGAAAGUCAUACUAUUGAACGUUCAACUUU
Exophiala xenobiotica is the source of this 1094-nucleotide messenger RNA. RefSeq lists its product as uncharacterized. The coding region runs from base 1 to 951 and encodes 316 amino acids. Lineage: Eukaryota; Fungi; Ascomycota; Eurotiomycetes; Chaetothyriales; Herpotrichiellaceae. Gene Ontology annotation, molecular function: zinc ion binding; DNA-binding transcription factor activity, RNA polymerase II-specific. The record is from RefSeq and is a predicted model, not a curated record. Gene Ontology annotation, biological process: regulation of DNA-templated transcription. The transcript has 4 exons.